This is a messenger RNA of Anguilla anguilla (European eel), 1847 nucleotides long. Its product is annotated as GTPase IMAP family member 7-like. The transcript has 3 exons. Gene Ontology annotation, molecular function: GTP binding. NCBI's taxonomy places the organism in Eukaryota, Metazoa, Chordata, Actinopteri, Anguilliformes, Anguillidae. The record is from RefSeq and is a predicted model, not a curated record. Bases 134 to 1090 code for a protein of 318 amino acids.
AUGUAACGUCAAUCUCGCGACAACCAAUCAUAUUUCACUUACAGUGCAGAGCGUCAUCUCUUGUCAGCGUGAUUCCAGCAAUCAUUUUUUGUUUGCUUGAAAUCAGAGUCACUCAUUCUCUUGAAGAGGAAAUAUGGCUUCUCAAAGUGAAAGAAAACUGGAUGAAAAGGAUGCUACAAUAAAAAGAAGACAUAGCAUAGAACGUCCUCCCGAUAUGCAAACGGCGCAAAGGAUAGUGUUACUGGGGAAGACGGGAUCUGGGAAGAGCUCGUGUGGUAACACCAUCCUGGGAACAGAGGCCUUCAAAGUGGCGUUCAGCCCGUCCUCUAAGACCAAGCAGUGCGAGAAGAAACGGGGGGAGGUGGACGGCAGGCAGCUGGUCCUGGUGGACACCCCUGGCCUGUUUGACACCACGCUGUCCAAAACGCAGUUGGAGCGAGAGAUCGGCAAAUGCCUCAACUUCUCGGCGCCGGGGCCCCACGCCUUCCUGGUGGUGAUCGGCUGCCGUCGUUUCACCCAGGAGGAGAGGGUGGCGGUGGAGAGGAUCUGGGAGAUCUUCGGAAAGGAGGCCGAUAAGUACGCGAUGAUCUUGUUCACGCACGGGGACGAGCUGGAGGGCACGGUGGAGGAGUACCUACAGGAAGCGGAGGAGGACCUGAGAGAACUCGUGCGCCAGUGUGGGAACGUCUACCACGUCUUCAACAACAAGGACCCCGCCGACCGCGAGCAGGUGCUCUCGCUGCUGGACAAGAUCGACGCCAUGGUGUCCGCCAACAAGGGGAGCCACUACACCAGCCAGACGUACCGGGACGUCGAGCGAAGGAUCGCAGAGAAGGAGAAGGAGCUGAGGGAGUCGUACGAGCGCAAGAUGCGCGAGAAAGAGCGGGAGCUGCAGGAGAAGUACCGAGCGGAGCUGACGUCACUGGAGAGACGGCUGCAGGCGGCCGAGGAAGACCUGCUGACCGAGAGAGAGAAGAGGAAGCUAGAGGAGGAGAAGAACAGAGCGCUGCGGGAAAUUAUGCGGUACUACGUGUCACGGAUGAGAAACUGCAGGCAUGAAGCCGAAAGCACGCCCUUUUUAACAGCCUAAAAAGGAAAAUGGACACAAACCUUAGAAUAUAUUUAUGAUUCAAAUCUAUGUUUGACACAUGCUAUGUGUGAAUAUCCGUUCACUAGCCUUGUGUACCAGCAAUGUCUGGCCUGGCCUGUUCAGCCAGUGCAUUACAUUACAUUACAUUCAUUUGGCAGACGCUUUUAUCCAAAGCGACGUACAAAAAAGUGCAUUUCAUGGUCGUAGACAACUGCUGAACACAGGUUCAGUAAGGUACAAUUACUUAUUUUGUACAGCUAUUUCUAGCCGAGAACAAUGAACACUAUUCUGGUCUAACAUCUGUAAAGCCAAAUAGGCAGAAGAAUAAGCUACAGUAUUAGGACAAAUAGUGCAGGAUAGUCCCAGAGUACAGAGGGAAAUAUAAUUGAAAAGUCAGAUAAGUAAAUAUGUGCCUUUGCCAUCACAAUUUAUCUACAUGUCUAUUUGGUCAUUAUGUUAUGUGCGCUAAUACUGCAGAGUGGUAGUGAAUUUUGGAAUGUUAUUCCCUGUACAGUAUUAUUACAGCUGGUAACAUAAUGUGAUGCAUCUGAAGACUAUAUGCCACAUUAGAUGAAGGUGUGUCUCCAUGCUUCAGUAGGUAUGUGUUGUGAAACAAAGUGGCUUCACAUGCUAUUCAGUUACUUAAUUUUAACAAAUACAUUUUCAGUUAUGACAUUAUUUGUUAUUAUUGGUUUAUGCAUGCUGGUAAGUGAAAGCUGGGAAAUGUAAAAAUAAAUGUACAAUGGAUAGCACUUAU